AUGCCGUUUGUUGAAGCUGUCACUCAAAUACCUUCAUACAAGAAGUUCUUGAAAAACAUUUUGAGUAACAAGAAGAAACCUGAAAAGAGUGCAGUUGUGGAUUUGAGUGAAGGAGUUUUGACAUGUGCAGUGCUUCAACAGAAAUUGCCUCCCAAGUUGAAAGAUCCCGGUAGUUUCGCCAUUCCUUGUAUUAUCGGUGGAUUUGUUGUAGGAGGUACCUUGUGUGACCUAGGGGCAAGUGUCAUUUUGAUGCCCUAUUCUAUGUGUAAGAGGCUAAACGUUGGUGAGCCCAAGCCUACCACCAUGACUCUUCAGGUGGCUAAUCGUUCAGUGAUGCGCCCGGUGGGCGUCCUUGAGGAUAUCCCCAUAAUGAUUGAUCAAUACCGGGGGAUUUUGUUGUUCUUGAUGUGGAGGAGGGUGCCAAGGUUCCCAUCAUCCUUGGUAGGCCUUUCCUAG
Ipomoea triloba (trilobed morning glory) is the source of this 456-nucleotide messenger RNA. RefSeq lists its product as uncharacterized. The transcript has a single exon. The coding region runs from base 1 to 456 and encodes 151 amino acids. NCBI's taxonomy places the organism in Eukaryota, Viridiplantae, Streptophyta, Magnoliopsida, Solanales, Convolvulaceae. The record is from RefSeq and is a predicted model, not a curated record.